Molecule: messenger RNA, 2334 nt
Organism: Siniperca chuatsi (mandarin fish)
Lineage: Eukaryota; Metazoa; Chordata; Actinopteri; Centrarchiformes; Sinipercidae
Gene: dnaaf1
Product: dynein axonemal assembly factor 1
Exons: 2
Coding region: 146-2020 (624 amino acids)
Molecular function (GO): protein binding
Source: RefSeq, a predicted model, not a curated record
AACUUUAACUAACGUUAGCUAACGGAGCGGACUGCUGAGUGACAUUUACGGGACUACACAUCUUACAAACUGCUAGAAUACAUAUACAAAAUAAGUACACAUUAUUUCUAUUUCUCCUGCUUGUUAAUUUGAUAUAUUUUUGGCUAUGUCAACUGCUGAAGUCGAGGAAACAAUGGGCGAUAAAUUGGCGACAGCGACUCAAAUGGAAUAUGGAGAUGCCAAAAUAACUUCUUCUAUCAAGGACGGAGUCGAUGCCAUGAUAAAGGAUGGAGCUCAAGAGAAAAAGGAAAAACAUUCAGGGCCACGAAUGACCAAGACAUUCCUGAAAGACCAUUGUAAGCAGAACAAACUUUACUCAACACCUUGCCUGAAUGACACAUUGUAUCUGCAUUUCAAAGGUUUCUCCACCAUUGAGAACUUAGAGGAGUACACAGGACUGACGUGUCUCUGGCUGGAAAGCAAUGGGCUUCAACGCAUUGAGAACCUGGAUGCCCAGGCUGAUUUGCGCUGCUUGUUCCUUCAGCAGAACCUCAUAUACAAGCUGGAAAACCUUGAACCUCUGAAAAAGCUCUGCACCCUGAAUGUCUCCAACAACUACAUACACAUCAUAGAGCACAUCUCCUGCCUUCCUCACCUGAGCACUCUGCAGAUUGCCCAUAACAAGCUGGAAACUGUGGGGGACAUAGAGCAUCUGAGUCAGUGUCUGGCGAUCAGUGUGCUGGACAUGUCUCACAAUCUGUUAUAUGACCCUGAGAUCCUCCAUGUACUUGAGGCCAUGCCAGAACUGCGAGUGCUAAAUCUAAUAGGAAAUGAGGUGGUGAAAAAAAUCCCCAACUACAGGAAGACCAUGACUGUGCACCUCAAGCAGCUCACCUUCCUCGAUGAUUGCCCUGUGUUCCCCAAAGACAGGGCAUGUGCAGAGGCUUGGGCAGUGGGAGGGUUGGAAGGGGAGCGCAAGGAGAGGGAGCAAUGGGCAACACGAGAGAGGCGGAAAAUUCAGGACAGCUUGGACGGGAUGGCAGAGAUUCGAAGGAAAGCCCAGGAGAGACAACGCCUUCGAGAGCUACAGGAGAAAGGGGCGACUGAGGCUUCCACCACUCCGGAGACUCCAUGUGAGGAAAACAACACCCAGAUUUUGACUUCAUCACAAGGAGAGAAGAUCCAAGCCUUUGUGCAGGACAGCCUGGAUGCCCAUGAAGAGUUCUUGCAGCGUCAGUCAACACAGGGGCCCAAUGAACAUCAGCCUAACAGUGAGAAUCUAAAAGCAGAGCAGCCAGGUCAAUGGUUACAGAGAGAGCAGUUAGAGAAAUAUGACCAGGACAAAUCCCAGAUCAAGCAGCCUGUGAGAGAAGAGAUAGAAGGGGUGAAUCCAGAGCACUCAGGACAAGAGCAAGAACGUGUUGCAGGAAAGAUGUUCGAGACAGAAAAAGGAGAAGAUAACAAACAACAACAAAACCAGUCACGUGGAAUCCAGUUCAUGAGAAAUGAAGCGGAGAGAGAGCCGGCAAAAAUGAGCGAGCAGUUUGAAAAGAAACAGCCUUCUCCGGUCAGGGUAACGCCUCCUGAAGCAGACAAAGUUGUACCAGCACGUGGUCCCGGACCAUUGGUUACAGAGCUGGAGGAUCCAGAGCAGCUUGAAACCAUUCACCUUCCACUACAUCGCUCACUGUGUAUUGAUGACCUGCCUGAUCUGGAGGAUGUGGACACAGAAGACUUCACACCGAUGUUCUCUCCUCAGCAAGUGUUCAAACCAAAAAUAGAGGUCAUAUCAGGAGGCAACGAUGAGGAUGAACCAAUUGGGAAUCAGAGUGAGGGCAUCCCCAUCUUUGGUCCAGAUAAAAAUUCACUGUUCUUAAUGAGUGGCUGCAACAAAUCAACUGGAGUCUCUAACAAGUCUUCAUCGUUGGUGUAUCCAGAAGAUGGGGAUGGCCUUGAGCCACUGAUUUUUGAACCAAUGAGAAAGUCCAAAACAAACCCAACCUCCUCUCCACCACGCUGCCUGAUUGAGGAGCUGGAAUGAUGCUUUCAAGGUUUGGAGCAUUUUUGUCAGAUUAAAGUGAUGAUAUACAUACACAGUUUCACAGGACACGGCUUCAAAUUAAAUGUCUUGACAGGCUGACAGGCACUAGACCGGCUGUGCGAGACUAUGAAAAGCCCAAUCAGGGCACAGCUUUAGUUAAUAGUUGUAGUUAAGCUAUAUUUAUCUGUUAAAAAUAGUGAAAGGUAAUUCAUUGUCCAGCAUAUUUGUGUUAAAGAAUUUAAAACCCAUUUUGUUUACAUUGUUGUUAAUUGUAAGACUGUGAAAACAGAAUAAAUCUUACUUUAAUCUGGUCA